Messenger RNA from Dimorphilus gyrociliatus, 2651 nucleotides. The record is from the annotation of a GenBank genome assembly. Lineage: Eukaryota; Metazoa; Annelida; Polychaeta; Dinophilidae.
GAAUUCGAUAUCCAAGCUGUCUGCAUAUAUCGAAGGAAAACAAAAGAGGAGACAAUACCUUACUAAUCGAACCUAACAUGACGGUAAUAAUGCAUAAUUCAGUAAUCCAUUUAUUGAUUGUUCAUUCAUAAAAUACUAGGAAGAAAAAAAUGAUGAUAAUGUUCGAGUCAUAGUGAGAUGCCGACCAUUGAAUGAUACUGAAAUAAAAAAUGGAAAUCAUAUGACAGUUAAGAUUGACUCUGUUCGAGGAACUUUAAAUCUAACAAAUCCAAACUCUCCUUCUAAUGAACCGCCAAAGACUUUUACAUUUGAUACCGUCUUUGGUCCGGAUUGUAAACAAGUGGAUAUAUAUAAUACUUGCGCUAGACCUAUUGUUGAAAGCGUUCUAGAAGGUUAUAAUGGAACAAUAUUUGCUUAUGGUCAGACUGGAACUGGUAAAACCUUUACAAUGGAGGGAAUUCGUACAGUCCCGGAAAAAAGAGGCAUUAUACCAAAUUCUUUUGCUCAUAUAUUUGGUGCUAUUUCAAAAGCUGAAGGCAGUAUAAAGUUCUUAGUGAGAGUUUCCUAUUUGGAAAUAUACAACGAAGAAGUACGUGACUUACUGGGAAAAGAUCAGAAUUUCAGGCUAGAAGUAAAAGAACGUCCUGAUAUUGGUGUAUAUGUUAAAGAUUUGUCAAUGUAUGUAGUAAACAAUGCCGAUGAUAUGGAUCGAAUUAUGACAAUGGGAAACAAAAAUAGGGCCGUUGGAUCGACCAAUAUGAAUCUUCACAGUUCAAGAUCACACGCUAUAUUUACAGUAACAAUAGAGUGCAGUGAAUUAGGUGCCGAUAAAGAACAGCACGUACGAGCUGGAAAACUUCAUCUUGUAGAUCUUGCAGGCUCAGAAAGACAAUCAAAAACAGGUGCAACUGGGCAAAGGUUGAAAGAAGCAACGAAAAUAAACUUGUCUUUAUCUACACUUGGAAAUGUUAUUUCCGCCCUAGUUGAUGGUAGAAGCACUCAUAUUCCAUACAGAAAUUCCAAAUUAACAAGACUACUGCAAGAUUCUUUGGGUGGCAAUAGUAAGACAGUAAUGAUUGCUAACAUGGGACCUGCCGAUUACAAUUACGACGAAUCAUUAUCAACGCUAAGAUACGCCAAUCGAGCUAAGAAUAUUAAAAACAAGGCAAGAAUUAACGAAGAUCCUAAAGAUGCUCUAUUAAGACAAUUUCAACAAGAAAUUGAAACAUUACGUAAACAAUUGGAAGAUGGUGGUGGUAGAGAGUUUGGAAGUGGUGAAUCUGCUUCAGAGUAUGAAACCGAGUCCGACGGUGAAGGUGGAGAGAGAAGAGUAAAGAAAAAGAAAACAGGCAUUAAGGGUCUUUCCAAAGAGAAGAUGGUACUUAUUCAACGACAAAUAGAUGCAGAUAGAAAAAAACUUGAGGAGCAAAAAGAUAUGGCUAUUGAGGAGAAAUCGAAAAUUGAACACGACUUGAAUGAAAAAGAACGAGAACUUAUGAAAGCAGAGGAAGAACAAAAGAACAUCAAAGAUAAAUUGGCUCAGAUUGAAAAGAAGAUUAUUGUAGGAGGUGAGAAUCUUUUAGAGAAAGCUGAAGAACAAGAAAGAUUAUUAGAAGAGAGUGCUAAAGAACUAGAAAGACGAACUGCUAAACAAAGUCAAUUAAGAAAGCAGCUUGAGGAGAAGGAGCAAGAAAGAUUGGAUAUUGAAGAGAAAUAUUCUAAUCUUCAAGAAGAGGCUGCAGGAAAAACUAAAAAGUUAAAGAAAGUUUGGACAAUGUUUAUGCAAGCUAAGACAGAGAUAACCGACUUGCAGCAAGAACAUCAAAGAGAGAUGGAAGGUUUAUUAGAGAAUGUCAGACAAUUAAGCAGAGAGUUACGACUGCAAUUUCUCAUAAUUGACAAUUUUAUUCCGCCUGAAUAUCAAGAGAUGAUUGAACAGUUUAUGAUAUGGAAUGAUGAUUUAGGUGAAUGGCAAUUGAAAUGCGUUGCUUAUACAGGAAAUAACAUGAGGAAAUCAUCACCCCAACCCGAUAGAAAUGGUGACAGAUUGACAAACACAGAUCUCUCGAAUGUUUACAUGGCUUAUACAGCAGAGACUGCUGAAGAAGCCUAUAGAAAGAAUGAAGGUAAAGGAUCCAGGGCAAAAAUUGCAAAUAGACCUAAAACGAGUAAGAAAAAAAGAAGAGAAAGACAUCCGGAACCUACUUUUGAUUAAGAAGAAAACAUAUAUUAUGUUGUAAUUUAUGAAAAUUUAGUGUUCACUUGAUGUUUCUGUCUCAAUUAAUGCCAAAAAUUUUCUUUAACAUUUACUCUUUUUUUAUAUUACACUAUUUAUUACACUGCGAAUAAUAUUAUUAUAUAAUUCUACAACUAUUCGAACAAAUGGGGAGAUAGAGAGGGAGACAGGGAGGCGGGGGGAGGGGGGAGAGCAAGAUAGAAGAAGGGAGUAACAACGAAAACAACGUGUAAAAACAAAAAAACAAGAAGAAAUUAAAGCUUUGAUACUAAUCAAUAACAAUGCAAAUGAUUAAACUGUGAGCUAAAUCCUAACAAACAAUUGUAAACUGAUUGAUUAUAAAUAAAAAAGAACUUGAGCUUAAUUAUCCUAUACCGGCUGAUAAUUUGUUUAAUAAGAUAAACUCCAAUCUGUG